This is a messenger RNA of Grosmannia clavigera kw1407, 4968 nucleotides long. RefSeq lists its product as uncharacterized. The transcript has 9 exons. The coding region runs from base 1 to 4968 and encodes 1655 amino acids. NCBI's taxonomy places the organism in Eukaryota, Fungi, Ascomycota, Sordariomycetes, Ophiostomatales, Ophiostomataceae. The record is from RefSeq and is a predicted model, not a curated record.
AUGUCAAAAUGCCUCAAAUUCACUGCGACCGCCGUUGUUGAGUGGGACCAAUCCGACGAAAGGCACUUUUUCACCGACCCCGAUGCCCGCUCCAAGUUGACGUUCGAGGGUCGCUUCUACGACGAUCCAGGCUUAUGCAGCUUUUUCCAGCUUUCCGUUCCAGUCUACCUCCAAGGCAUCUCGUGCAGCACGAAAAUACUGCUGCCAAUCUAUCCCGACGCUAUCACAGCCCUUGAAUCGGAAAGAUUGCCCUCUUCGCCAGCCUUUGUGGACAAGAAAUUGCCCGGCAGCUGUGUUUAUUUGCGCUUCCGGCUUGCUCGCCCCAUCUGCAUGAUUGUUCCAGUCAAGGCAAAGACGCCGCUCACACCUGGGCGACAUGUCUCGGCCAACGUGCUCGACAAUCUUCGCUCCUUAGCACAAGCUACAGAAAUGACAGUGUACGUUUCGGAUCGCAAGCUUUCGAGAGAUAAGGUGCAGACGAUACAGGGCAAGCUCGAGACGCACAGGACAAUUCCACAAACGCGUUCAGCGCCGCCCACACACGACUUGGCCUGUUUGUUUGGCGGCACAGGCGGUAAAAUAAUCGACUGCUCUGCUGAGAGCCCUCCGUCGUACGAUCAAAUUGGUCUGCCACCACCGUCACUGUCUCUCUCCGAUCUUGCCACAAAGCCUGGGCCGAGCAGCACGAAGCGACAUCGACGAGAUUCCUCAACAUCGGAGGAAGCCCAUAGCCGUUCCGACAUUCACUGGGCCGUCUUGUACAAAAAAUUCGAAGAGCUUGAAGAUCGGGUGCAAGAGCUGGAGCGCGAAAAGAAAGAGGGAGCCGAGGAGGUAGACGCGUUGCGUCUUGAGCUGGACAAAGCUGCUGCUGCCAACGAAGAAUUAGAAGCCGAGUUGUUCUCGACCACCGAGAGGCUUGAUAGUCUGGUAGAGAAGGUAGAAUACUUGCAAGAGAAUGGAAUAGACAGCGACGUGGAAGAGCGCAUAGUCGACACGGUCACAGAUCGAGUUUUUGAACGUAUUUCGGAAAGUCUUACUGUUACCACUUCGAUGGCUACAAUCAACUACCAGCAGGCAAAGGAACUGGUCCUGCAAAUUGCAAAUGACCAUGGCUAUCUCCCCGAAGAAAAGCUUCGACUGCUGCCAGCCGACCUUCGCCGCGACAUCGAAGAAGCAUUCCUGAAAAAAGACUUGAUGAUAGGAUCGUCGGUCAUCACACUGGCGAAGAACCUGUACACAAGCAAGGCUCGAUUCAUUUUCGAGCUCCUACAAAAUGCCGACGACAACAGCUAUACGCACGCCGCCGCAUCCCAUGUCGAUCCCUACGUCUCGUUUCGCGUGCAUUCUGACCGGGUCGUCAUCGAGUGCAAUGAGGACGGCUUCAACAGUGCGAAUCUCAAGGCUAUCUGCUCUAUCGGACAGAGCUCCAAGAUGGGUGCCCAGGGAUACAUUGGAGAGAAGGGCAUCGGCUUCAAGUCUGUCUUCAUGGCGGCCUCAAAGGUGCACAUUCAGUCAGGAGCCUUUUCUUUUUCCUUCACACACCGGCCAGGAGAUUCUGGCAUGGGCAUGAUCUCCCCGGUAUGGGAAGAGCCGGGCGAAGAGCUGCAGCCGCACCUGACGCGGAUUACAUUGUUUCUGCAUGGCGGCGGCGACGGCGAGAAACAUGCACAAAUACAAGACGCCAUCGCAACACAGUUCCAAGAGCUGCAGGAGACUUUCCUCCUAUUUAUGCGGAACCUGCGAAGCAUUCGAGUUGCUUUUUUUGAUGACGGCGGAGCCAAGACGGAGUCAUGCACAUACUUGAUCAAACGGCCGCAGACAGACAUGGCCAUUCUCAAGAGGACCUGGGCUACUCAUGGGUCGAAAGAAACGUCCGAAGAGAUUUCCAAACACUUUUAUGUGGUAACACACCAAGCCACAGACCUCACAAUGAACGAGAACAGGACGUACUCGGAAGCCGAAAAGGCCUCGGGGGCCUACACCACUUCUCAGGUUGUCCUGGCCUUUCCACUCUCAGCAGAGUCUACUCCCAUCCUCGAGGAGCAAGAUCUGUUUGUCUUCCUCCCCGUUCGCAAAUAUGGCUUCAACUUUAUCAUCCAGGCCGAUUUUGUCACCGACGCCAACCGUCAGGAUAUUGUCACCGACUCCGUCCGCAAUGCCCGCCUCAUGAACAGUGUGGCUGAGGGCUUUUGCAAGGCCAUGCUACGGGUGAGCAAGCAAGACUCCUUGCGCUACAAGUGGAUGCACUACUUGCCAAGAAAGCAGACACAGCGGACUGGUCUCUGGGAGCAUCUGGUAAAAUGCAUCGACACCUGUCUCGCGGCCACACCAGUGCUGUAUGAUCGGAAAGGCUCGGGACGGCUCAUAAAGCAUCUCAUUCGCGUAAAGGACCACGCCCUUGACGAGAACGGCGAGCUCCUAUUUGAUGACGGCCACCCCAGUAAAGUCGUGUCACGGGACUACGCAGAAGACGACCUGGACAUUCUCACGGAGUACGGCCUCUCCUAUGCAUCAUUUUCUACGAUUCUUGGAUGGAUAAAAGCAGAUCUGGCGAAGCCUCUUGGCCAAUCACGCAUGAAGUCUUCUACGACGUCCACCUCCUGGCAUACACGUGCGGCCAUACUCCUCCGGCGGCCGUUUGAGGAAAAUAUGAAAAAACUCUCGCAAGAAGUGAAGAAACUGCCGUUAUUGCCUCUGGAAGGGGGUGACUGGGUGCGUCCAUCCAAUGCGGUUUUCUUUGCCGAUGUGAACCGGAUGGCCAUUCCUCCGGAUAUUGGCCUCUCUUUGAUUUCAAGCCAGAUCACGAACCCUACCCGGCUUCUGCUUUUCAAAGACCUAGGAACUCAGGAGGCCUCUGUAUCGCUUGUUCGAGAGAAAAUUAUAAGCAGCUACGGGUCGUCCAAUGCACAGCCCUUAUCGUUGGCGGCCUCUCAGAAGCACUUGAAGUUUCUCUACUUGACCGACCAUUUGAAGACAGACCGAAACACUAGCCUUCUAGGCUUGAGGAUAUACGACAACAGAGGCAUUGUGCGUCGUCUGUUCGACAAAAACAAUCCCAUUUACCUCGUCAACACUGACCCGUAUGGGCCUUGGGAGGUGCUCAGACCGACUGAGAAAGGCCCAAAUAUGGGAGACGGAGCUCCAGGGCUCGAAGUUUUCUUCGCAAACGAGGCAUACCUCAAAGAGGAAGCAGUGCAAUCUGAAUCAGACGUGACAUGGGCAACCUGGUUUCGCGACCGACUCGAAGUGAACAUCCACAUCAUUCUCGGCGGGAAAAUAGCGGAAUACGUACAGCAGCACAGACCUGAUAAGUUUGUCGGUGCUCUUCGCGUGUUUCAUGAUAAAAAUGGGAAGCUGUCACGAGGGUACAUUGAUUGGGCUGUUGGAAGCGAACUGUUAUACAAGCCAUUCAUGUCCGACGACACUAGCCUGUAUAUCGAGGCUUUCUUCGCGAAAAUCCUCAAGAUUGGCAAUUGCACUGCAAGCACGUACAUUGACGAGCUCCAGACCCUCAAGGCCUCUGACCGCAAAGACGGUGGUGUUGUAGCCGAACUCUACAGAGCGCUCAGUACCCUCCGUCCGGAAAUGAUGAACGAGACGAAGAUAAAAAUCAGGGCUUCGUUUGAAGCGAACGCGCUCAUCUACGUCCCGUCGAAUGACGGCCCGGCCUGGCGCAAGCCCGCAGAGUGCGUAUGGUCCAGUGCAAUCAAGCUGCGGAACCGGGUUUCGCUCGGCGAGGAGUACAAAGACCUCAAGGGCCUCUUUGUGGACCUCAUCGGCGUCAAGACAGUGGACCUGGCCAUGGCCAUCGCUGAGUUGGAGUCGGUAGGCCAGAAGCAGUCGUCAAUGGCAGAAGUGCGGGACUCAAUCUGGGCUGUAAACUCGCUCCUGGUCGACAGCGUCGAGGCGCAAAGGCCUGAAAAAAUCUUGACCUUGGCCAUAUUCCCAUGCAAGUUCCCCGACGGCCACAUCGGCUACGUGCCAGCAUCGACCGAGUUCUUCAUAGGCGAUCGUGCGAACUGGAACAAGUCGUUCGGCGACAGGGUGAGGCUUCUGGACUUUGAUUUGCGCGAAGUCGGCCAGCUGUUGCCUUUCUUCUCUUGGAUCGGCUUGCAAGAUCGCUAUUUGUCCCGCUGUUGCCGUGAAACCACAUCGAUCCACGGCGCUACGAGCCGAGCAUUGAAGCACCAGAUCCAAAACAGGGCGCAUGCUUUGCUAAGAUACGACAACCCAACGCCGCACAUGGGUACCGCUGACAUCACAAAGCGAAACCUGUUGAUUGGCGCGGCGGGUGAGGUCUAUGACUUUGGCAGGAACAAGUGUUGGCAAAGCUCGAUCCGGCACUACGUUGCCGUUCACCCUGAAUACAGCCGACUCACGCAAUGGGUGGGACAAGAAACAUCCGACAUCCGGUACAGUGACGCCCAGGGAAAACUGACGGCGUAUCUCAUCGAGUUGGGCUAUUUGGACGCAAGCACCUGGCAGGGCGCCACACCAGAGUACUUUAUCGAGGUCAAGACGACCACGUCGUCGUGUAAGACGCCAUUCUUCGUAAGCUCCAAGCAAUACGACAGGAUGAAUGACGUAUUGUACGGAGAUACAUCGAAGGUCUACAUGAUCUUCCGCGUGUUUCAUCUAGGCCAGCAGAACAUGGGCUGCAAGAUUUACGUCGAUCCGGCGGCGGCGGAUGACUGUGGCAAGUUGAGAUUUACCCCGUCAACGUGGUCCGUUGUACCUGGCCAGCUCUAUUCCGGGUCUGAGGGCGAGCUUAACGCGGUCGGCAUAGUUCAGGACCAGCCAGAUGUCCUGGUAGCCGCCGUGGUGGUGGAAGCUGGCGACGACUUUGUGGACGGCAGCAGCGGCAAUAGUCCAGGAGGCGGCGGUGCCCUCAGAGAUCUCGCCGUAGCGCAGCGGGCGGCGCAAGUGCGGCUCCAGGCGAUCGUCGAUCCGGCUGUUGGAUGGCCCUAG